AAUAUUUCUAUCAAUCCGAAUAAUCAUCAACGUUUGAUUGAUGCUAAUAUUGCUGAUACAUUAAUGCAGUUAAUAUUGCCAUCAGAUGAAUGGUUUUAUACAAAUCACAGUACAAAAUAUGCAAAAUUUGUUAAACAUCAAGCCGCACGAAUAAUGGUUUACCUUGGUCUUGAGAAACGAUUAAGGAACAAAGUUUAUUUAUUUGAUUUGAUGGAUGAUCUUAGUUGGCAUUCACCUUCAAACAAUUCAGCCGAAGAUAGUUACAUAAUACAAACGUCAAUAGCUCCGAGCGUCGUUUUUUCCGGAACAACUCCACCAAUUUUGAUAGGGUGUUCGGUGGAAAAUAUCGUGGUUGAUCUUAUAAAAAAAAUUGAAGAUAAAUUAAUCAAUGGAGAAGAUAGUCUUUGUUUAGAUCCAUUGAAUGAUGAAACAAUGAAUUGUUUCAUUGAUGGAAUGACAAACAAUAACAUGAAAGAUACAUGCCCACCAGCUAUUCAAGUUGAUAUGCCUUCCGGUCUAAUCACUAAUCAUCAUUUUACGAAUUAUCCUAAUUGUUUCUUUUAUUUAUCCACAUUACCAAUGACAUUACAACCGAUAAUUUUAUUAAGAGUACUUCAACAUCGAAUGUUUGGUGCAAUUUCUUAUUGGACAUUACAAUCUCGUGCUAGCGUUGCUUCAUCGGCAGCAAGUUCAUAUGAAUGUUAUCGUUCACGAACCAAUUCCAAUGCUAGCAAUUGUAAUUUUCCUAACCUUAAACAAAAUAUUGAUUGGCAUUGUUCCAAUUCUAGUCUAUCGCCUGGUAGAAUCGAUUUUGAAAGAAGAAUGUCAGCAAAAGGUCUUACAGAUAAUUAUCGAUUAACACCACAAAACUCAUUUCCACUGGGAACAAAAUGUUCAAUGUCGGAUUGCUUAUCAACGACAAGCCGUAACAAUAGUAUAACAACCGCACAUAGGCUAUCAAUACAACGAUCGUCAAUACAACCCGUAUCAUUGAUCGAACAGCAAUCGCAUGUCAAUGAGUUGGAUACAUUGUUUCUUCAGCAACAUAAACAAGUGAAUAAAAAUCAUCAUACAUUUUCCAUUGAUGGAGCUAAUUCCAAUCCAAAUAAUUCAAUCGAUAAUUCUGAUGCUGAAGAAGCAUAUAUAAUAUCUUUUCAACGCGAAUUACAAAAUUUACCAAAAUCUCCUGUACUUUGUGAAAAUUUGAAUCAAAAUUCUACCGUUAAUGAUCCGGUAGCGAAUAUCGCUAGAGAAACAUUUGAAAAUCAAGAGAAGAAUAACCAGCUGCCAUCUUCAACAUCAUCAUCAUCGAGAAUGAGCGCAUAUUGUAAAAGUUCACAAAAUGCUGCCAUCGAUAAUCGUUCCAAUAAUCAGAUAUUCAAUUUCAAUCAAACAAGCCCAAACUUAUCGCCAUUAAAACAUUCGUUUAAAAAUCUUAGCGAAAGUCCUAAUUCUUGUGGAUGUAGUUCACAUCGUACGGUUUCAACAAAAACAGGUUCACGAUCCGGUUCAACUGGUCAGGUUAUCAACGAAUGGAUUAUGCCCAACAUACACAAAGCAAUAAUGAAAUUGAUUAUCGAUUGGAUCAAUAUUUGUCCAGAUGAUUUUCAACAAUCUGCUUUUCGACGUGAAUUCAUAGAAUUUCUAAAUCGAGUAUCGGCUAUGGGUGAACAAUAUCGUUGGUUUUGUGAAGAGAUUCGUUAUCAAGCAAUUAUUAAUGAAUCGGAAACACUUACAGAGACGCCAUCUGUGGAUGAACAAAUUAACAAAGAUUAUGAAAGGCUUCAAAAACUUAUUCUUAGUGGACAAUUGCCAUGUUCGAAAGAAGAAGCGGUCACUUUGGCUGUUAUUCAAUUACGUAUUGAUGAAACAUCACCACCGACAAACAAAGCAACAGUGAUCGAUAAUGAAUCAGAUCAUCAUCAUCAUCAUCAUCCACAUGAAGAUAUUAUUGCACAAUCUUCAUCAUCAAUGUUGAACAAAUCGACAUCUGUAUUGGGUGAAAAAUUACGACCUAUCAGUGAAAAUGUAAAGGAAAAUCUUUCGGGUAAAUUGUUUCGUGGUACAACAACAAUAACAAAAACUGGAACAACGGCAGUUCAAUCAUCAUCAUCAGCAAUGUCUUCAUCGUUUGAUGAAAAUGAUGAAGAAGAAGAUAAUCAUAAAAUUCUUAGUAACACCACAGCCAAUAAAACCAAUGAUUCGAUUUUUAAAUUUAACCAGAUAAACCGUAUUCAAUAUAAUAAUGCUAAUAAUAACAGCAGCAGUAGCAACAGCAGCAAUAUUUUACAAACAUUUUCAACUAAAACGGCAAAUCGCAUACUUCAAUGGAUGUCAGCCAAUUGGAAUGAUACUGAUUAUAAUUUUAGUUCAAUCGAUGCUCGACGAUAUUUACCACCAAUCUAUCAAAGUAGUAAAAAUAUUGCCAAAACAAUAAGAGAACAGAAGCGUAAAUUAUUUCAUACAUCAGUUUAUGAAAGUGAACAACAGUUGAAAAAACUUUAUAUACAAACUUGUAAACGUUUACCCGCAUAUGGUUGUCAAUUAUUUCAAGUUAAAGAAUUACUUCAUGGCCGUACAAAUAGACGUGCAACACGAUUAUUGGGCAUCUGUUUGGAACGUAUCGUACUACUUGAUUGUAAUACAUUACAAUUGGCUAAAGCACAACCGACAAAUAAUUUACAACAAUGGCGUACUGGUGGUGGACGAUCACAUGAUCGUUUAGUGUUAGAAUUUCGUGGUACACAAUGGUCAUUCAUUACAUCAUCACAUAAUAGUUUACGUGCUAUUGGAACUGUUCUAUGGGAAAUAUUGCAAAGCGUUGAUUCAUCCUUUUUAGAUGCAUUGAUAGCGAAUGAAUCACGGUACUGUUCCAAGAAUAAUAUCAACAAAGAUAAUUCCAAAUUAAACAACAAUAACAAUUCAAUGGCAAUAGACAAUGGCAAUGUUUCAGAUAGCAAACAAAAAAGGCGUUUUCGUGAUGAACUAUUAGGUUUGGAAUCAAUUUUACAUUUUCCUGAAGAAGUGGCCCUUUGUCUUGCUCAAGUUGAAUAUGAUUUAUUCUAUAAUAUUCAACCAGUUCAUUAUAUUCGACAAGUGACAUUAGAUCUUAGCACUCGAAUUUCUAGUACCGGUGAAGAUGAUGAAUCACAACAAAACAAACAAUCAGUUGACAAUGUUGGUGGUGUACGAACAGCUUUUACCGUUGAAGAUCUGAUUGAACGUUUUCAUGAGGUGUCUUCCUGGAUCACACAACUUAUAAUUUCACAACCAACACAUGAAAUGAGAAAAGCAUUUUUGUCAAGUAUAAUGAGAGUGGUACAAACAUGUUGGAAUUUGGGAAAUUUCAAUUCAGCCGUUGAAAUACUAGCAGGAUUAAAAUCAGAAAAAUUGAAACCUUUUUGGUUGUCAAUUGAACAAAAAGAUGAUCUUCAUUUAUUCAAUGAAUUAUCAAAAAUUUUACUCACGUUGAAUGAACCAUCAGAUGAGUAUAAAAUAGCCGUUAUAAAAGCAUUGGACAUUCCACAUUCACAAGUGAUUCCAUUUUUUGGAGCUUUUCUACAUGAUCUAAAAAAUAUCUUGAAACGUGUACCAAGCCUGAUCGUUUUGUCCAAUGAAAAUGCUAACAUUUAUCGUGAUUCAAUUGAAUCCAGUCAAAAUCAACCAAGAAUUGAAACAAUUUCCGAUUUCAAUGGUGAUAAUAAUUAUAUGUCACGCAUCGGUGUUGGAGGCAUUAUUAACAUGGAAAAAAUGUAUAAAGCUCAUCAAGUUAUGGACAAUUUACGAACAUUUCAUGUGCAUUCAAUUCGACGAAAUCAAUUAUUGUCAACAAUAAAUCAAACAUCCGAUGAACGAGCUAUGUUGGGAAUCAUCACAAGCGAAACACAAUGCGAUAAUAUAAACAACAGCCAAGAAGACGACACUUCUUGUCACAUCAAAUUGAAUGCAGCAAUCGAAAAAAAUUCUGCUGAUUCGAAAUCGUUAAUUAGAAAAGAAAAUGAAGAUCUUUAUCAGAUUGAUGUAGACUAUUAUAAUCCUAUACAAUCGAUGCGUCGAACACAUGGAAUUAGUUUUAUACCAUUCGAUCCUCAAAUGAUUGAUUAUCAUGUUUUACAGGUAAUGCAUCAUGGUACAACAAUAAUUCAUUAUGAAGAAGAUAGUGGUCGUUCAUCUGUGGUCUAUCUUAAACUCGAACAAAGCAAUUCUAUGAUUGUAUGGUGUAAACCUUUUUGGAGCACUACUUUUAGAUCAAGUAAUAAUACACCACAGGAUUAUCAGCUAUCAUAUGACAUUGAGGAUUUUAUUCUGCCUGGUAUUUCAUUAAAAUAUGAAACUAAAGAACCGGCAUUAAUUGGUCUUGAAGAAGGAUUCUUAGAUUUAAUGUAUUUAAAAGAUGUAUUCAUAAGAUCAGCUAGUGCCGAUCUGCCAAUGAUUGGAAGACGUCAUGGUUUUAUUGAUUCAAUAUUUGCUGAUCCGAAUAACAAUUAUAGUAUUAAAUUGUUAUUUGGUCAAAAUCUUAGUGAUAAUCGAACAACCGAAUUCAUAGCACCGAAAAUGACAUUAUCAAUAUGGACAGAAGGUUUAAGAAGUAUUUUGAAAUUAUUACAAAAUCAAAAACGAUUAACAGAUCAAAGAAUAUCAUGGUUGAAAGAAAAAUAUCUUCAAGCAUAUUAUGAAGAAUCAGUUUGUAAAGGACCAACACCUGCUGAAGCUAUACGAAUGUUUGGUGGACGUAAAUGGACAAUUGAUACAAUGGGUUCUAGCUAUCAAUCAUUGCAAACAGAUUCGUCAAUGAAUAGAUUUAAUAAUAUGAAUAAAAAUCGAAAGAAAAAAACAGGAACAAGUUUUUCCGUAAAUCGUGAAUUGAGCAAUCGAUCACAAUUAUCAAUAAAUUCAUCACCGGAUACUUUUUUAAAUCAUUGUCGUAGUGAUCAUUCGACACCAACACAUCAUUUUAAAUCUUCCAAUUUAUCGACACAAAUUCAUGCCGAAUCUGAUCAAAAUAUGAACAAUUCGCAAAGCAGUUUUGAUGAUAAUUUUGUUACAUCCGAUACUAUUCCUAUAAGGUGUAAUACAUUGGCCAGCAAUUAUCAUCCUUCACAAAUUCAUACAACACAACUAACAUCACAAUAUCGAGAAAAAUAUUGUAAACGUAACUUUUCAACCUUUUUAGAUUCAUUUAGUGCAUCACUGAAAGUUACACAAAAAAUGCGUACAACAUCGGCGACGACUAAUGGGAAUGUAGAAAAUCGUUCGGUUAUUACACAUUCGGCUAAUUUGUCUUUUUCUGAAUAUUCUCAAUUAUUUCGAUCAUUUUAUAUUUGCAUUCGUCGUGACAUCAAAGAUAUAUUCGAACAAAUUGCAACAAAAAGCGAUAUUUAUGCAAUCAAAGAAAUCGAAAGUAAUUCAUCACGAAAAGAAUCUCUAGCCGAAAAUAGCCAAGAGAUUUCUAAGGAUAAUAAAAAAGGAAAAUUUAUCGGCCUUUUGACACGAAAUAAUUCAGACAUACAUUCAACAAGCGACUAUAAGAAUCGUAUUUUCGAUGCAAUUUCGGCAGCCAGUAUUGUAACUAACAGUGCUGGAAUAGAUUCAUUGAAUACAUCGAUUUUAACUGCCAAUGAUUUUCAUUCAUUUCUAACUACUUAUCAAUCUGAAUCAAGCACAAUAGAUGAUGCUAAAAAUUUAAUAGAAAUGCAUGAGCCUAAUGUAUUAUUACGUAAACGACAUUGUUUUUCAUUCGAAGGAUUUGCUUGUUAUCUUAUGGAUAAAGAUAAUUUUGCCUAUACUCCCGAAUUGAUUCAAACUAAUGAAGAAGAUAUGAACUAUCCGCUGUCACAUUAUUAUUGUGCAACAAGUCAUAAUACCUAUCUGACUGGUCAUCAAUUAAAAGGAGAAUCUUCUGUCGAAUUAUACAGUCAAGUUCUUUUAACAGGUUGCCGUUGUGUUGAAUUAGAUUGUUGGGAUGGUGAUGAUGGAAUGCCAGUUAUCUAUCAUGGCCAUACAUUAACAUCGAAAAUACCAUUCAAAAAAGUUGUCGAAACAAUCAAUGAAAAAGCUUUUGUAGCAUCACCAUAUCCAGUAAUACUUUCGGUUGAAAAUCAUUGCUCAUUACAGCAACAAGCAAGAAUGGCACAAAUAUUUAUGCUUGUUUUUGGUGAAAAACUAGUCACGAAAUUUCUUUUUGAAAGCGAUUACGUUGAUGAUCCACGUUUGCCAUCACCGAAUCAUUUAAAAUAUAGAAUUUUGAUUAAAAAUAAAAAAUUACGAGCACCAAUAUUACACUUAGCCAAUCAAAGAAUGCGAGUAAGCUUAGUGCAUAGUAAAUCAAUCAAUGAUCGAGCCAAUAGUUUAGUGAGCAAUACAAGCACAGGUUCAUUUAAUGAUGAUGAAGAUGAUGAUUAUGAUGAUGAAGAUGAUGAUGAAGAUGUUGAAGAAUUAUUACCAAUAUCAUUUUUGACAAGCAUUGAAACAUCACCGGAAAAACGAAACGUAUCAAAUGAGAAAGAUACACCAAAAAGUCAGCGACAAGUUAGAUCAAAUCGAUCUGAUUCUUCACAUAACGAAUGUGAUAACAAUAUAUUCAAUUCUCCAUUACAUAAUAAAUCGGCUCGUAAAUCGAGUAGUCAAAUAGCGCCUGAACUAUCCGAUUUAGUCAUUUAUUGUCAAGCAAUAAAAUUUCAUGGUCUUCGUUCCGAACAAAAUGCUUCUUUAAGUGUUAGUCCAACAAAUUCAACAAUGGCAACGCCUGUGUCUAAAAAAAUUACGUCACGUAAACUUAUGUCUACAAAUACAAUGAACGUUAACAUUCAAUCAAAUCAAAAUCUUUUGUCAGUAUCUGAUUCGAUCAAAUUAAAAGAUGAUUUCUCAAGAGAACUGAAUAAUUUGUCACCAACCUAUCAAAGUGCCAAUACAAAUUGGGGACUAAAUAAACGGCCAAAUUCAACAGCACCUUGUUAUCAAGUAGCUUCAAUCAAUGAAAAUACUGCGAAAAAAUUGUGUCGAAAAAAUCCUUUGACAGUUAUUUCUCAUACGGAAAGCCAGAUUAUGAGAACAUAUCCAACUGGAAUGCGAAUUGAUUCUUCCAAUUUUAAUCCGGUUAUAUUUUGGGCAUUUGGUAUACAAAAUGUAGCGCUCAAUUAUCAAACAGUUGAUACAGCACUUCAAAUAAAUUCGGCAAUGUUUGAACAAAAUGGUGGAUGUGGAUAUGUAUUAAAAUCAAGAGUAAUGCGCGAUAAAUCUCAUAUGAUGUAUGGUCGAUUCAAUCCAUGGGACAAAGAAUUUGAUGGUUUACAUACAAUCAAUUUAACUAUAACAAUAAUAUCUGGCCAAUAUGUUUGUCCAAAUACAAAUACAGGAAGUCCACAGGUUGAAGUAGAAACAAUUGGAAUACCGAUUGAUUGCAAUAGACAACGAACUAAAAUUGUACAACGUAAUUCGCUGAAUCCUAUUUGGAAUGACACUUUUCGAUUUCGGGUAAAAUUUGUCGAUCUAGUUUUUCUACGAAUAACCGUCACUGAUGUAACAAUGAAUCAAAUGGUUGCUCAAAUUACAUUACCAAUGAAAUGUUUACGUCAAGGUUAUCGACAUUUGCGUUUAAGAAACGUUUUGAAUCAAAAUUUACCAUUGUCUACAUUGUUCAUAUAUUCAAGCUAUGAAGAAGAAGGUCUUGAUAUUCAAUCAGAUACAUCGUUAGAUCAAUUGUCUAAGAAUAAUAAAUUGUCGAAAAUCGAUUUGAAUAAAUUAGAUUCGACCAAAAUCGAACCAAUUAGUACAUCAUCGGUGAAACGACGUAUGUUUUUUCUAGUUGUUCAUGGUGUUAUACCUGAAGAAUCAUCGACCAUUCUAAAAAUAACACAAGAUAGUACUGUUAAUGACGUUAUUUCGCAAGCUUUGUCCAAAGCAAAUAAACCAAACGAAAGUGUUAAUGAUUAUGUUCUGCUCGAAGAAGUGGACAAAGGUUGGGAAAAAACACGUCCAAGUGAUCGAAGUGGAUUAACACAACGAAUUCUUGAUCCAAAUGAAAGGCCAUUAGAAGCACAGAAUAAUUGGAAAGGUGAUGGAAAAUUUAUCCUAAAAAGAUUAGCCGAUGAUCCAAGCACAAGAGCGUGGAUGACAACAAUUCGAUCUGCUUCUGCGCAUAAAGAAAAUUCUCAUUCAUCUGAAAAGGAAAUUUCCGGUGAUUGGGAAGACAACAAACGAGAUGAGAAUGAAACAUUUUUAGUUUGUAUCUAUAAUGUUAGCAAAGAUCAACCAUAUACAAUAUUGAAAUCAUUAGUGAACAGUACAGCACAGGAUAUUAUUCAACAGGCAUUACAUAAAGCACAUCGAAAUGAAGAUUCGAAAAAAUUUGUACUUGUUGAAGAGAUUGAAAAUUUUAUUGAUACUCAGACAAGUGAACAAAAAUCGAAUAAAAAUUGUGUAAGUUAUCGUCGUGUAUUAGAUGAUGAUGAAAAUAUUUAUAAUGUACAAACACAAUGGAAAAAUAAGGGAAAAUUUGAAUUAAAAUAUCAUUCAGAUAUAACGGCUAAUGAUAAUACUGUGAUGAAAAUGUCAUCAUCAUUAUUACGUCAAAAUCCUCGUUAUUCAAUACAAAUGAAUACUCGUGAUUCAUUGAAAAAAUUAUCACGAAUUCAUCGUACUUAUUCAAAACGUUUUCAACGAAAAGAAUCUGAUGAUUCAUUACAACGAUCAACAAUAAUAAAUCAAGAAAGAUCAUCGAUGAUAACAACAAAUCCAAAUAUAAUAGCAAAUAUGAAUGAUCAAUCAAGACAAGUACAUAGUGAUGGUGAAUUAUCAUCAGAUAUUGAUGAACGUAUUACAGGAAUAAGUGGUAAUUUAAAUGAAACAAAUAUAAGUUCAUUUAGUCGAUUGAAAAGACUUUCAAUGAAACGAUUAAAACAACUUGGCAAUAUCAGUAAAUAAUAAUAAUAAUAAUU
Dermatophagoides pteronyssinus (European house dust mite) is the source of this 8936-nucleotide messenger RNA. RefSeq lists its product as uncharacterized. NCBI's taxonomy places the organism in Eukaryota, Metazoa, Arthropoda, Arachnida, Sarcoptiformes, Pyroglyphidae. The record is from RefSeq and is a predicted model, not a curated record. Gene Ontology annotation, molecular function: phosphatidylinositol-4,5-bisphosphate phospholipase C activity; protein binding; guanyl-nucleotide exchange factor activity. Gene Ontology annotation, biological process: phosphatidylinositol metabolic process; phosphatidylinositol-mediated signaling; Ras protein signal transduction.